Messenger RNA from Lentinula edodes (shiitake mushroom), 528 nucleotides. RefSeq lists its product as uncharacterized. The record is from RefSeq and is a predicted model, not a curated record. The transcript has 4 exons. Bases 1 to 528 code for a protein of 175 amino acids. NCBI's taxonomy places the organism in Eukaryota, Fungi, Basidiomycota, Agaricomycetes, Agaricales, Omphalotaceae.
AUGGAGCAGAUUGUUAAUUUCGACGCAAUAUUGUUCCCCGCAGACGGUAUUAUAAUUUUCCUCCAUUUGGAGCCUGGAUAUUUACGUUGUCGGCGCCAAGGACGUUCCCCUUCCUUGGUGCUACUUAUGACCAGCCCGAUGACAACCACUCACCACGCCGCCUACACCCAAAAUCCAAGCCGCAUGCCCCAUCCGGAAGUGCACAUGGACUAUAUUGACGAGAAUCUGGGCUCAAGAGCAUGGAAAUAUCAACUUGUCGAAGCACUGGAUGGCAUGAAUCGAAAAUUUGCCUGCCCAUAUAUCAUCUUUUACCCAGUAGUUUCUCGAGAUGGAAUGCUUUUCCCCAUCAACAAAGCGAUACAGGACAUGCAAGGUCUAACUUACAAUGAAGAGCAAGCCUGGCGCGGCAAUCUCGUGGUCGGCAAAUAUCGAGAAAAUCCAUUCACCUCUAUGAUGGAUAUAUCGAUGGCCGAUUUCCCCAUCCUCAAAAAUUUUUUGCAAACGCAUGGAAGCCCUCGGCAGGUAUGA